Messenger RNA from Pungitius pungitius (ninespine stickleback), 1527 nucleotides. It is a transcript of the gene gdf3, whose product is annotated as growth differentiation factor 3. The record is from RefSeq and is a predicted model, not a curated record. Gene Ontology annotation, molecular function: growth factor activity; cytokine activity. NCBI's taxonomy places the organism in Eukaryota, Metazoa, Chordata, Actinopteri, Perciformes, Gasterosteidae. Gene Ontology annotation, cellular component: extracellular region. The transcript has 2 exons. Bases 109 to 1233 code for a protein of 374 amino acids.
GGUCUCAGCGCGUAAAACGAACGCCCCUCCUCUCUGUGGGGGGGGCGGAAGAGUGCGAGACUUUACAGGUGAGGAGCCCCACGCAGCCAAGGUAGGCCACAAAGAGCCAUGAGGCCGAACGCGACUCUUGUGGCGCUGCUCGCGGCCGCGUGUCUCCUCGGCACGUGCGCGCUCUCCCGCGUGGAGGACAUGCGGGCGCAGGAGCGCCUCUUCCUCGGCUCCAUGGGGCUCUCCGAGCGGCCUCGGCCCGCGGGCAACCGGCUGCCCCGGCGCAACGUGCCCUCCGAGAUCUGGAGGAUGUUCCAGAGGUCCGAGAACAGCCACGCCCGCGAGAGCGACCCGUGCACGGUGUCCGAGUACGGCGUGCGCGGCAACAUCAUCCGCUACGUGCAGGACCAAGGCGCGCUGCCAUCUGGCUGGAGCGGCGGCUGCCUGGAGAAGCCGCUUUACUUCAACGUGUCCGUCCUGCAGCCCGUGGAGCUGCUGUCUCUGGCUCAGCUGGAGAUCAAGUUCCACUGGAAGCUCCUGCAGGGGCCCCGGGCCCUCAGCAUGACCCUGUACAAAGUGAUCCGGGCCACGCUGAGGGGGGCCGACCCCAAGGCCGGCCGCCGACCCGUGCUGUCCCAGUCGGUGCCCGCGCACCCCGAGCCCACCUCCGUCACCUUGGACCUCACGCCGCUGGCGGAGAGCUGGCGCAGGCCGGGACGCAACUACGGCCUCCUCCUGGAGCUGCUGCCCCUCGGCGGCGAGCCGGGGGAGGAGCAGCUCCUCCCCUUCCGCCCGGGCAACGCCCUCCCGCUGGAGCCGGCCUUCGCCCUGCCGCUGGUGCGGGCCUCGCUGGUGGCCGUGUCCCUCAACCCCCACCAGUGUCGCUCCCGGCGGCGGCGGAGCGCCGUGCACCUCCCCGUGACGCCCAGCAACGUGUGCCGGGCGCGCCGCCUCUACAUCGACUUCAAGGACGUGGGCUGGCAGGACUGGAUCAUCGCGCCGCAGGGCUACUUGGCCAACUACUGCCACGGCGAGUGCCCCUUCCCGCUGAGCGAGAGCCUCAACGGCACCAACCACGCCAUCCUGCAGACCCUGGUGCACUCGCUGGACCCGCACGUCACGCCGCAGCCGUGCUGCGUCCCCAUCCGCCUCUCGCCCAUCUCCAUGCUCUACUACGACAACAACGACAACGUGGUGCUCCGCCACUACCAGGACAUGGUGGUGGACGAGUGCGGGUGCCGGUGAGGUCGGGGGCGGACGUUUUUCUGACCGUCGAGUAUCGCUUCAUUCCUCCUUUUCUUUUCUUUUUUUUUUCUUUUUUAAAAGAGUUUCAAUGUGAGUAACUUCUGUUUUCAGUGUACAAUGUGAUGUCAAAUAUUUUAAAGAAUGUAACAUUUGAAUAAAGAUAAUCUGGAGGACUGUAUUGAAAAGAUGAGUCACUGAUUUCAGGCGGAGCUUUGAGGGCCCAGACCACCUCUACUCAGGGCUCUGGACCAUGUCGUCCUUUCCUCUCCUGGUGGAACUUAAUCUUGAGUUCUU